This is a messenger RNA of Aspergillus sclerotioniger CBS 115572, 952 nucleotides long. Its product is annotated as MFS general substrate transporter. The transcript is spliced from 2 exons. Gene Ontology annotation, biological process: transmembrane transport. The record is from RefSeq and is a predicted model, not a curated record. NCBI's taxonomy places the organism in Eukaryota, Fungi, Ascomycota, Eurotiomycetes, Eurotiales, Aspergillaceae. Bases 98 to 703 code for a protein of 201 amino acids. Gene Ontology annotation, molecular function: transmembrane transporter activity.
GACUCGAACUUAUAUCAAGAUGACUACCUCACCUCACCUUCUUUGUCAACAUUCAACUUUUCUAAAUAAUCCUUAAUCGAAUCACAACACUACCGCGAUGACUCAAUCCCUAGAGCUCAUCCCCAGCGAAGGGCCUCCUGAUUCGGCCACCCACAACCGCCAAAAUGAACCGCAGGGGACACCGGCAUACCCCCCAAUGGCCAAAAUUAUCCCUAUAAUGUUGGCAAUCUAUAUUGUGAUGUUUCUGGUCGCUCUGGACCGCCUCAUCGUGGCCACGGCAACCCCUCAGAUCACCGACCACUUUCAUAGUACCAACGAUAUCGAUUGGUAUGGAAGUGCCUACAUGUUGACAGCAUCCGCCUCCCAGCUUAUCUACGGCCGUAUCUACACCUUCUACCCGACGAAGUGGGUUUUCAUCAUCUCCAUCUUGAUCUUCGAGAUUGGUUCCGCCAUCUGUGGUGCUGCUCCCACCUCUGUCGCCCUCAUAAUAGGCCGUGCAAUCGCGGGUAUAGGAACUGGAGGCAUUUCCUCCGGUGCUGUGAUCAUCAUUGCACUUACGGUUCCUCUGCACCUGAGGCCUGCAUUCCAAGGCUUUGCCGGUGCUAUCUUCGGCAUCGCCUCCGUCCUCGGCCCAAUCUUGGGCGGAGUUUUCACGACGGGUACACAAAGAUUGCCGCCUAGACCUUUUCGGAUCAUAAUGUAACGUCAUGCAGGGAUAAAGAGGAAGCCUGGACCAUGGAGGCAAUCACAAGGAUCAUGGCACCACAGAGUUUCACGAUAUUGGAGAUUGGUCAUUAAUUUCCUGGUGUCGUACAUACUACCAAAGCAGACAGUCCGAUAAUUUUUCGCGCCAAGUGAGGUGAUACAGCUAAGCAUCAAAGGCACUUUACCGAGGGUUAAGGCUAUUGCAGUGUCUCAAAAGACACCCCUGAAUGAGCAACCAGGUUUGGAG